AUGCUAACGGGGGCCAAUAGGGUGAGGGUUUUCUUCGAGUGCACUCCCGGCGGCAAACAUGGCGACGCCCGCACGGUACUGCGUACCCGGCGAGCGGCUAUGCAGCACGGAGGAGGCCACGGCCGGCAGCGGGACCUACACCCGGCACGGCUUCAUCUUCUCCUCGCUGGCUGGGUGCCUGGAGAAGACGAGCGAGGAGAGCGGGCUGCCCAUUGUGUCCGUGGUGAGAGACAGUGAUCCCCAGCUCCUGCCCGACGUGGGGGCCGUGGUGACAUGCAAGGUUUGCAGCAUUAACUCUCGCUUUGCUAAGGUGCACAUCCUGUACAUUGGCUCCACACCACUGAAAUCCACCUUCCGGGGCACCAUACGGAAAGAAGAUAUUCGAGCCACAGAGAAAGAUAAGGUAGAGGUGUACAAGAGUUUCCGCCCCGGUGACAUAGUCCUGGCCAAAGUCCAGAUCUCGCUGGGGGACUCGCAGUCCAACUACCUGCUGAGCACAGCGGAGAAUGAGCUGGGUGUCGUGGCGGCACGCAGCGAGGCAGGGAUGCAGAUGGUGCCCGUCAGCUGGUGCGAGAUGCAGUGCCCGCGGACACACACCAAGGAAUUCCGUAAGGUGGCCCGUGUGCAGCCCGAGUUCCUGCAGACCUAGCAGCACUGAGGGGACCUGCUGGAUGAGGGGCGGCAGGGCUGGAGCAACCCCCGGCCAAGGGGGAGGCCUGGCCAGGCCCUCGCUGGCAGGAUGGAUUUUCGGCUUUCAGAUAAUAAAUACUUUUUGAGA
This is a messenger RNA of Strigops habroptila (Kakapo), 778 nucleotides long. RefSeq names its product exosome component 1 (gene EXOSC1). Gene Ontology annotation, cellular component: nuclear exosome (RNase complex); cytoplasm. The coding region runs from base 59 to 649 and encodes 196 amino acids. NCBI's taxonomy places the organism in Eukaryota, Metazoa, Chordata, Aves, Psittaciformes, Psittacidae. The transcript is spliced from 8 exons. Gene Ontology annotation, molecular function: RNA binding. The record is from RefSeq and is a predicted model, not a curated record. Gene Ontology annotation, biological process: RNA processing.